AUGGAAUCAACACAGCAAUCACCAGGAGCAUCCAACCAAGCAUCGAACACUAACACGAUGUUUAUGCAGAUCCUGAUUCAACAGCAAACGUUAAUGACGAAACUCAACGAUCAGAUGUCAGCGACCCAGCUGGCCCUCAAAGAGUUAUCGAGAGAUGAAAUCGCGCUAGAUUCGCUCUCCAGUAACAUCAUCGAGUUCGUCUAUGAUCCGGAACAUGGGUGCACCUUCGAUACGUGGUACUCGCGAUAUACCGAUUUAUUCGACAAAGACGCAGCGCCAAAGGACUUCACGUUCCAGCAAACCAUCGAGAAGUUUAAAACUAUCUUCGGGGCGACGACCUCCAUCUUCCACCGACGCUACCAGUGUCUGCAAACUUCCAAGGACGAUUCUGACGAUUUUGUUUCGUACUCCUGCAAAGUGAACAAAGCGUGUUGGAACUUCAAGCUGGAUGAUUUGACGGAAGAGCAGUUCAAAACGCUCAUCUUUGUGUGUGGACUGAAAUCACCGAAAGAUUCCGACAUCCGCAUGCGUCUGAUCACCAAGCUGAAUGACAUGGCGAACAUAACCUCGGAAAAAGUCGUCGAAGAGUGUCAGAGCAUGGUUAACCUCAAAAAAGACACCAGCCUCGUGGAAAAACUUUCUGCGUCGGUAGCAGUACAUGCGGUUCAUCAGCAGGGUAGCUCGAGGUUCAAACGGAAGCAGCAAAAACCCAAGCACGAGUUCAAACAGCAGACGUUCGGUAGUGGAUUUAGCAACGAGCAGCCUAAAACACCAUGUUGGUCAUGCGGGGGCAUGCAUUUCUCGAAGGAUUGUCAGUUUCGGGAACAUCAGUGCCUCAACGUCAAGAAGAAUGUAGGAGCGACCAAGAAGGAAGUGAAUAUCGUUUCCGUCAAAAAUAUCAGCCAGGGGAGGAAGUUUGCCGAGGUCCGGAAUCAUGUUCCGACACGACUACAGAUCGACUCAGCGUCGGAUAUUACUAUCAUAUCCGAGCAACUUUGGAAGCAGAUUGGUCAGCCUUCGGGAGUGCAACCCUCUUGCAGAGCUAAAACCGCUUCUGGAGAACCCCUGGACCUUAUAUUGGAGUUCUGGUGUGACGCGGAAAUUGGCGGCAUUUCGAAACGAGGUUUGUGCCGUGUAGUACCCGCUAAUCUGAGUCUGAAUAUUUUGGGUGCAGACUGGAUCGAAUUGUUUGGGCUGUGGGACAUCCCGUUCAGCUCCUUCUGCCGCAAAGUCUGCGGUUCAUCAUCAAAUGGCGUUCAGGCGCUACAGUUCCCCAAGGUGUUCACCAGCAACUUGGGUCUAUGCAUCAAAACAAGAGUUCGGCUCACACUGAAAGGGGACCCAAAACCAAUUUUCCGUCCUAAACGUCCCGUGGCAUACAGUAUACAGAAUGCUGUGGAAGACGAAAUUCAGCGUCUACAUAACCUGGGCAUCCUCGUUCCUGUCGACCAUUCUGACUGGGCAACACCAAUCGUGGUUGUGCGCAAACCAAAUAGCACCGUCCGCAUUUGUGCUGACUUCUCCACCGGGCUCAACAACGCUUUAGAGCCGAACCAGUAUCCAUUACCACUACCUGAGGACAUUUUCACGAAAAUGGCAGGCUGCAGGUGGUAUAGCCACAUUGAUUUGUCGGACGCAUACCUCCAGGUGGAAGUCGAUCCCAGAGACCAGCAUUUACUCACCAUCAACAUGCAUAAGGGAUUGUUUCGCUACACCCGUAUCACCCCGGGCAUCAAGUCAGCGCCGGGGGCAUUUAAACAGUUGGUGGACACAAUGAUUGGUGGUCUCGCUGGCACGUGUGGUUAUUUAGAUGACAUUUUGGUCGGUGGUCGCACUGAAGAGGAACACGACAACAACCUAAAACAAGUGCUCCGCCGUCUUGAAGAGUACGGGUUUACCGUCAGGAUAGAAAAAUGCAGUUUUCGGAUGCCUGAAGUGAAGUACCUCGGACAGAUUUUGGAUGGGAAUGGAAUCAAGCCGGAUCCCAACAAGACAUCGGCUAUCGCAACCAUGCCAGCUCCUCACGACAUCCCUUCGUUACGUUCGUAUCUUGGUGGCGUUAAUUAUUACGGAAAGUAUGUUCCGGAGAUGCGCAAACUACGGUACCCGAUGGACCAACUACUGAAAGCUGGCGUGAAAUGGGAAUGGUCAGAUGCAUGUCAGCGCUCGUUCGAUCGAUUCCGUGACAUUCUGCAGUCUCCGCUAGCACUUGCCCACUACAAUCCAAAAUUGGGUCUUAUAGUUUCGGCAGACGCUUCACAGCACGGUAUUGGCGCUCGCAUUGCUCAUCAGUUCCCGGACGGAACAGUUAAAGCGAUUUCCUAUGCUUCUCGCAGUCUCACACCAGCAGAGUCCAACUAUAGCCAAAUCGAGAAGGAGGGUCUGGCACUCAUCUUCGCCGUAACUCGUUUUCAUCGGAUGAUUUUUGGUAGAAAAUUCACACUUGAAACCGAUCAUAAACCGUUAUUGGCCAUCUUUGGCAGCAGAAAAGGAAUCCCGGUGUACACCGCGAACAGACUACAGCGUUGGGCACUUACACUGUUGCUGUAUGAUUUCAAUAUCCAGUACGUCAAAACGGAGAGUCUCGGGUACGCAGAUAUUCUAUCUAAGCUGAUCAACACCCAUGUUCGGCCGAAUGAAGAAUACGUCAUUGCAUCGAUUGAGUUGGAGGACUGCAUGCAGAACAUAAUCUAG
Molecule: messenger RNA, 2694 nt
Organism: Toxorhynchites rutilus septentrionalis
Lineage: Eukaryota; Metazoa; Arthropoda; Insecta; Diptera; Culicidae
Exons: 3
Coding region: 1-2694 (897 amino acids)
Source: RefSeq, a predicted model, not a curated record